Messenger RNA from Ceratitis capitata (Mediterranean fruit fly), 2078 nucleotides. Its product is annotated as transmembrane protein 68. The transcript is spliced from 4 exons. The record is from RefSeq and is a predicted model, not a curated record. Gene Ontology annotation, cellular component: membrane. Lineage: Eukaryota; Metazoa; Arthropoda; Insecta; Diptera; Tephritidae. Gene Ontology annotation, molecular function: acyltransferase activity. Bases 820 to 1788 code for a protein of 322 amino acids.
UUCUAAUCUACAGAUGUACUCAAAUUUGCUUUAUCAUGCAACAACAUGCUUUACUAAUUAAUUUAAGUGUUUAAAAAAUGGUAAAAAGUUUUUGAAAGUGUAUUGAUUCUCUACUACACUUUUACAAACUAAAAUUUUUUUAGUUUACUGUGUGUACAAAAAUUUUUCGAAAUCACAUCACUGCUUGUUAAACAGCUGGCAUUUAUGUUUGUUUUUGUAUCCAGUUGAUGUUUUGCCAUUCGUCGUUGAUGUUCGAUUUUUUUGUUACGAUUGUAUAAAAAGAAGAGUAAACAAUCAAUUUUGCAACAAAAAAGUGGUAAUGAAAAAGUUUCAAGCACAUGUUGUAAUCAAACUUACACGGAAAUCAAAGGAAUAAAAUAGUGCAAGAGCGUUAUGAAAUAUAGUUGUUAAAAAACUAUGUGCCUGUUUUAGUAAACAAAUUGACAUACAAGCGUAAAAGUAGACAAAAGGCAACUCAAGUUUGAGGUUUAUUGGCGUUUAGGAGACGAGGCAGGCACAAGAAGAAAAAAGAAAGUAAUAUCAAGUUAACUCCAAGUGGAAAUUGGGUCAAAAUAAGAAAAAAACGCAAAAGGCUAGUGAAAAAUAAAAAAAAAACCUACCAACAUUAGUGCGAGAUAAGUGGUAUUAUCAUAAAAACAUCACAAAGCACAAAAGGGAGUUGAAUGACACAGCGCUCUAUAUACUGCGGUCAGUAGAGAGUGAGUAGCGCUUCGUUUUGUUGGCGCAUACUCAAAGAUCAACAAGCACUGUAGUGUAUUGUUUUGUUUCGGAUCAGCAGAAACUGCUGGAGGAAGCGUUAUGGAAUAUUUAAAGGAUAUGACAAAAAAUCUAUUGGAUUUUCUCUCUAUCUACAUUGACUUGGACUAUUCGCUAUGGCUAUACCGCCUACUUUGGCCGCUGAUUGUUACAUUCCUACUUCCAUUAGUCUUCGUGGCACUUAUUUACAUAUCAUUUGUGAUGCUCUUCAUUUAUAAAUUGCACAGAGAGGUGAUCAUGCGCGCCGUACGCACCGAUCGUAAGUUCUGGGAAUUUGGUCGAAAAUUAGUCGCUGCUUUAUGGGAUGCGCAUGCGCGCAUAUAUCAUGGUUAUGAGGUUAUCGGCAUGGAAAAUAUACCGGAAACGGGACCAGCAUUGAUGGUCUACUAUCACGGUGCAAUACCGAUUGAUAUGUAUUACCUAAACUCGCGCAUCAUUUUACAGAAAGAUCGACUCAUAUACACAAUAGGCGAUAGAUUCCUCUUUAAAUUACCUGGUUGGGGCACAAUAUCGGAGGCAUUCCACGUUAGUCCCGGCACUGUGCAGUCGUGUGUGGGCAUACUGAAGGAGGGCAAUUUGCUCGCGAUAUCACCGGGUGGCGUUUACGAGGCACAAUUCGGUGAUCACUACUACGAGCUGUUGUGGCGUAAUCGUGUGGGAUUUGCGAAGGUCGCUUUGGAGGCGAAAGUGCCGAUAAUACCAUGUUUCACACAAAAUCUGCGUGAAGGUUUCCGUCAGGUGGGCAUUUUUCGUAACUUUUUUAUGAAACUCUACAAUGCGGUACGCAUACCGGUCUACCCGAUUUACGGUGGUUUUCCGGUAAAAUUUCGCACCUUCAUUGGCCGGCCGCUGGCUUACGACCCCACGCUAACGCCGGAGGAUCUACAAUUGAAGGUGGCCACCGCUUUGGAGGAGCUCAUCAAUAGCCAUCAACGCAUACCCGGCAGCAUAUUUCAUGCGUUGCUCGACCGUUUUCCGCCGUUUCGCAGUAAAAGAAAAGAUUGCAAAUAAGCUGCAUGGGAGCGUAUUUCAUAAGAUUGUGCUGUGCGUGCGCCCGGAAUAGUAACUGUUUUUUAAAAAAUCUCCAUUUUUACUGCUCUACUGUGUUAUUUUUUAGUUAUUCUUUCAUUUUUGUUGAGGGGAGGGAAACGCAAAAGACUUUCCGCUUACUAUACAAACACAUAGAUGUAUACAUACAGAUAUUCAUAUAUAUAUACACACAUAAAAAACAUAUUGCGCGUCUUUAUUGCGAAUUUUGCUAAGCAAAAAGCAAAGAGGACAAAAAAUUCACAAAAAGUUGA